This is a messenger RNA of Podarcis lilfordi (Lilford's wall lizard), 7808 nucleotides long. The record is from the annotation of a GenBank genome assembly. NCBI's taxonomy places the organism in Eukaryota, Metazoa, Chordata, Lepidosauria, Squamata, Lacertidae.
AUGGAGAAAAUGGCUAGAGUGACCACUGCCCUUGGUGGCAAUACCAUCACUGGACGGACCAUGUUCUGCCACCUGGAUGCCCCUGCCAAUGCCAUUAGUGUAUGUCGUGAUGCUGCCCAGGUAGUGGUAGCUGGGCGUAACAUCUUUAAGAUCUACUCUAUAGAAGAAGACCAAUUUGUGGAGAAGCUGAACUUGCGUGUUGGCCGCAAGCCAUCCCUGAACUUCAGCUGCGCCGAUGUGGUGUGGCACCAGAUGGAUGAGAAUUUGUUGGCCACAGCAGCCACCAAUGGUGUCGUCGUGACGUGGAACCUCGGCAAACCAUCUCGUAACAAGCAGGACCAGCUCUUUACCGAGCACAAAAGAACAGUUAACAAGGUGUGCUUCCACCCCACGGAGGUGUACAUGCUUCUCAGUGGCUCCCAGGAUGGCUACAUGAAAUGCUUUGACCUGCGCAAGAAAGAUUCUGUUAGCACAUUCUCAGGUAAGGAGUCAUUUCUGAAUUUGCCGUGCCUGACUCUUAACACUCUCAGCAAUGGUCAAGAGUACCUUUUUCUAGUUACACCUAGUCAAAGGGCAGUGCUAUGAGUUUGUUGGGGCUGGGCCGAAAGCAAGAUGUGACCAAAUUAUUGAGAGAGAAUCUGAUUUGGCCCUUGAGCCUGAAAUCUGUUGUGCUAGAGUAUGAUUACAAAUGGUGAGUGUCAUCUAGAUGAGCUGCCAGAUAUGAAACUUGCUAAAUAUGCUGUCUGUUGCAUUAUCUUUCAGGUCAAUCAGAAAGUGUCCGUGACGUCCAGUUUAGUAUACGUGAUUACUUUACCUUCGCUGCAACCUUUGAGAAUGGAAAUGUUCAGCUGUGGGACAUCCGCCGGCCUGACCGCUAUGAGAGGAUGUUCACAGCCCAUAAUGGGCCCGUAUUCUGUUGCGAUUGGCACCCGGAAGACAGGUGUGGACUGCAGGGGCUAGAAUUCUGCACUAAGAUUUUGUUCUUUGUCUUCAAGCAUAUCCUCAUCUGACUUUAUUCUUGUGCACACUCCUUUUUUCCCUUUGACACCAUCUCACGUUGUGCACUAGGAUUCUCUGUUCUGUAGCUCAUCUUUCUUUCUCUGUUCCCUGCCCAUGGAACAUUCUUCCUUCUUAAAUAUGCAGUUUUCUCCUCCUAUUUUUAAACAUUAUUUUAGACAGCCAUGGAGAAGUUACUGUUCUUAUGACUGCCUACCUCAAGUAAAAAUCUUCUGUGCAGUGCUUUGUUUUUAAGCAUUAUAUUAUAGAAAUGCAUCUUAGAAAACUCAAAGCUCUUUCUCCAAGAGCUUGUUUUUGUUAGUAUGCUGUAUAAAUUAUUUUCCUAAAUUUGAAAUUCUAGGCUAAGAACUGCAGCACAGGUUCCUAACUUGUGGCCCUUCAGAUGUUGCUGACGUCUAGCUCCAGUCAUUCCUGACUAGGGGCCAUGCUGGCUAAGGUUUAUGGGAGCUGUAGCCCAACAGCAUUUUGGGAUGUAUGAGGGUUUUGUCAUGCAGAUAAGAAAAGAAGACACACAGGUGUGUGAGAGCAAGGAUCGGGAUGUGUGCUCACCCCACCCCUCACUGUCACUGAUGACCUCACUAUAAGCCCUCAGGAGUAGAGACACGGGGGCUCCAAUUCCCAUCAGCUCCAGCCAGCAUGACUGCUGGUCAGACAUGAUGGGAGUUGUAGUUGAACAUAUUUGGAGGGCCACAGGUUAGCCCCUCAUGCUUUAGCAGUAUUGUGAGUUGGUAGCUGGGUAUACGGUUAGUGUAGAUCAUGUAUAAGAAAAGUGGUGGUUGCUGAACUGUUUACUGGCCGCUUAAGCUUCUCUUCUCUUCAUCUAGGGGCUGGUUGGCCACAGGAGGCCGAGAUAAGAUGGUAAAGGUCUGGGACAUGAACACCAACCGGGCCAAAGAGAUAUACUGUGUGCAGACAAUAGCCUCUGUGGCAAGGGUCAAGUGGCGGCCUGAAUGCAAACACCACAUUGCCACAUGCUCCAUGAUGGUGGACCACAACAUCUAUGUGUGGGAUGUACGUCGGCCUUUCAUCCCCUCUGCCAUGUUUGAGGAACACAAAGAUGUCACCACAGGGAUUGUGUGGCGUCAUCUCCACGAUCCUUACUUCCUCCUGUCUGGCUCUAAGGACAGCACUCUUUACCAGCAUAUCUUCAAGGAUGCCAUCCAGCCUAUUGACCGGGCUAACCCUGAGGGGCUUUGUUACAGCCUCUUUGGGGACCUGGCUUUUGCUGCCAAGGAGAGCCUCAUCUCCUCUGAUUCUAACCGUAAGCGUGAUCGGCGCCAUCCUAUCUUCUUCAAGCGCAAGCUAGACCCCACAGAACAGUUUGAGUUCAUCUCCUCUUCCAGUGCCCUAAGUGUAUUUGAAGCGGACACAGAGUGCGAUGCUGGUAGCAUGGACUGGUUUGUGCGGACCGCCAAGCAGUAUGUGCUGACAGGGAGACCGCUGGCAGAGCUGUGUGACCAUAAUGCCAAAGUAGCCAAAGAGCUCAAGCGCAACCAGGUAAGGGCUCCCUUUGUGCAGGAGUUAUUCGCUUAUAAUUCGGUAGAUUUGGGGAGGGGGCUACAACAUAUCCUAGUCCCAAUGGGCACCCAAGAAGGAGAUGCCAUGGUUGAUUGUAUUGGAAUCCAAACCUGCAGCAUGUAUGUUCAACUCAGAGUACCAGAAGUCUCUUUGCUGAAGUUGGCGGCUUAUGAUGAAGCCAGAACAUGAGCCUGAAUUAGAGCCUUAAGUCAAGGGUGGGGAAACUAUGGCUUUUUUGAUGUUGGACUCCCAGUUCCCAUCAGCAUCAACCAGUGUGGCCAGUGGCUGAGGAUAAUGGGAGUUACUGUCCAGUAGCACAUGGGGCUCUAUUCAAGUAACUUUUACUUAGAAUAGGCCCAUUGAAAUGAAUAGUCAAGACUAAUUUUAAUUCCAGUGAGUCUGCCUUGAGUGCAGUUGAUGGAGGGCCACAAGUUUCCCAUUCCUGCCUUAAGUGGCACAAGCAGAAUGUGUAGUGAGCAGAAGUCUAUACUUGUAGUAUUUUAUAAGAGACCUUACCAAUCCAGAGAUAUUAUACUUCCUACCAGUUGCCAAUCAGAAGGUCAGGGGUUCAAAUCCCCGCGAUGGGCUGAGCUCCCAUUGUUCGGUCCCAGCACCUGCCCACCUAGCAGUUCGAAAGCACGCAGUGCAAGUAGAUAAAUAGGUACCGCUGCGGCGGGAAGGUAAACGGCGUUUCUGUACGCUGCUCUGGUUUGCCAGAAGCGGCUUAGUCAUGCUGGCCACAUGACCCGGAAGCUGUACGCUGGCUCCCUUGGCCAGUAAAGCGAGAUGAGCGCCGCAACCCCAGAGUCGUCCACGACUAGACCUAAUGGUCAGAGGUCUCUUGGUCUCUUUACCUUUACCAGUUGUAGAGGCUGAUGUUGCAUGUGUUAUUCCUCUGCUGUGAACUAAGUCUCUGUCCUGAAAUUCCUGAGAGACAGCUAAGAGUUUCCUAGCAUGUAAAGAGGAGUCCAGGGCUAUGUUCAGCCCCUCUCCCAUAAGCAUUACCUGAAAUUGUUGUGGUGGUGUGUGGUGGCCUCCAGCCCAAUACCUCACUCUUCAUGUCUCAUUUGCCUCUAUUCCUUUUCCUUAGCUGAAAGACGUGGCUGUUGAUAGUUUAACUCUUUCUGUUCUUUCUCUUAUUUGUCAGGUUGCUCAGACAUGGACCAUGCUCCGAAUUAUUUACUCUAGCCCUAGCACUGUUCCCUCUUCAAACCUUAAUCACAGCAUUGGGAAGAGUAGUUCCAGCCUUCCACUCAUGAACAGGUAAAAAAGGCUUCAGCAUCCUUGAUCUUAGUUGUGAGAUGGGAGGUAGAAUGUUGACUGUGGCAAAUGUAGGUGGGCUGGUUGCAUGAGAGGUCUUAUUUACACAUUACCAGCACCAUUUGCAUUAGGUAGAGUAUUCAUCUGGAUAAAAGUGAGAAGACUCGCAUUUCCACUCUUGAGCUCUUGGAAAUAGGGCAUACUCCAGGGCAGAAAAAAAUGCACCUUGCUGAUAAGUUCAGAAGUGCUACUGGUCUUUCAGUAGGUUCUCAUGUGAGCCGUGAGAAAAAUUGAACUCAAAAUCUUAAUGAUAGAAUAUUUGUGUGGUUACUUGGUUACCAGGAAUUGCAACCAGUGGGGGACUUGGGUGCCGGGAUGUAGAAGGGAAGCUGGAAGCAUCAGGUUUUACCUGGGUGUAACACAGAUUUGUGUUUCCCUUCCAGCUUUAACUUGAAAGAUAUUCCUUCUGGAAUAGGCAGUGAGUCAAGGAUGGAGAGGAGCAAGGGAGAGAACCGACCUGAAAACAUCCUCAUGGAUUCUUCCUCCACACUGAUCAAUAACGAUGGUGAGAAUGGUGACAUACCUCUCCCCCAACACUGCAUAGAAACCUAAGAACCGUUUCUCACUUCCUUCUCUGCUUCCCUCUUUUUUUUACUCUUGGAUGUCUAGAGAACGAAGAGACUGAAGGCAGUGAUGUCCCUGCAGAUUAUCUCCUUGGGGAUGUGGAAGGAGAUGAAGAUGACCUGUACAUGAUAGACCAUGAGAAUCCUCACAGUGAGUGUAUAUACUCUUGAGAACUGUUGGUCCUUCCUGUUCCCCUUUCUGUGUUGGGUGGAAUUGUUUAUCUUUCCCCAUCUGCCUUCCCUCUCAUGGGUCCAUGUUUUCUUAACAGCUGAGGAGCAAGAGUACAUCCUUCCCCAGGAGGCCUUCCCUUUGCGUCAUGAGAUUGUGGACAAUCCCUCUGCGCUGGAUCACUUACAAGACAAAGCAGACUCCCCACAUGUCAGUGGCAAUGAGGCAGAGACUGUGUCACUGACACCUGUGGAAUCUUUCUCCCUGAUCUCCAUCUCUCACUCUCUGUAUGACAGCCGUCUGCCUGCUGACUUCUUCAGCCCCAUUGUCCGUGACAUGUUGCUCUUCUAUGCUGAGCAGGGGGAUGUCCAGAUGGCGGUGUCUGUACUUAUCGUGUUGGGGGAUCGUAUCCGGAAGGAGAUUGAUGACCAGGCACAGGUACCUCCCUGUUCUGUAUUUUAGGAUUAGGAUUGGGGGUCAUAAUUACCAGAUACCUGCUGAAAGCUGCACACUCAAUAAGGAGCCCAUCCCAAUCCACAAAAACUCCUAUCCUGCUGCGCCUCCUCCUAACUGUUGCUGCCUAUUCACUUGCCCUCCCCAAGUGAGCAAGCAGCAAGAGAUACAAGGAGAAGGAGUAGUAAGCUCUGCACAACUUAUCCUCUGCCUCUAUCAGAGCUGGUGCUGAUCAGGCACAGAAGGAGAGGCAUGUGGAAUGGGCAGUGGCCCUGAGGAGGUCUGGGUCUGGUGAAUGCCUGGAUGGGAGUCUGCCCAGGAUCCAUUUAUACUCCACUUUGAAUUCCAUGUUUACUGAAAGUCAGCAAGUGUGUGAAAUAAAAUAGCUGCUCUUCAUGUUAAUGCUUGUGGUAGUAUAUUAAGUGGAGUUGGUCUAGAUUGUCUGGCUAUCAAAGCACACCUGCCAGUUAUUUCCAGUAUGAUGGGCCAGGGCCAACUUAAAAAUAUCCAUCUGCAGAAGAGGAACAUGUAAAGAUCCAUAUGAAUUUUGUGUUCUAUUUCACCUGCAUUAGAAGUUGUUCAUAGACUUGAGUGCAUCUUUUUUUAAAAAAAAAAGAUGAAAAGGCAAUAUACGAGUAUUUCAAUAAAAUAAAGGGUUUGAGUUGCAAGAGACGGGUUGAAAGAGAUUUCUGGAGACGAAUACUGUAAGUGACUUGUGUGCAAUGCCUUAAAACCCCACAGGAACACUGGUACACUUCAUACAUUGACUUGCUGCAGCGCUUCCAGCUGUGGAACAUCUCCAAUGAGGUGAUCAAACUGAGCACAUGCAGAGCCAUCAACUGCCUCAACCAGGCCUCCACCACACUGCACAUCAACUGCAGCAAUUGCAAAAGACCCAUGAGCAACAAAGGCUGGAUUUGUGACAGGUGAGAGGCCUCUGCGGAGACACACUAUGUGCAUGUAUGCACAUAUAGAGGUUUUAGUUUUGUGACAUACUGAGAAUAAUUAUAUGAAUCUGCCUUAUUCCAAGUCAGACAAUUGUUCAACUGAUCUGAAAUUGCUUACUCUGGUGGCAGUAGCUUUCUGAGAUCACAAGCAGGGGUGUUUCCCAAUCUUCAGGACUGGGGAUUGAAACUGGGAUCUCCUGCACCCAAAGCAUCUUAAAUUAUCUUCCCUCUUUUAAGUAACCCUUCGCAUACAUACUUCCUGAUAAAUAUAGCUAGAAGUGAUUUUGUUUUCCAGGAGCUAAAAAUCAUUUUACCACCCCCACACUCUGAUUACAUGAAGGCUUUUGAAGCUAGGUGUGCCUUACUCGUUUUAUAGGAGAUCAUAUGAUGUGACCUAUGAUAGUCGACUGAUUCUUGAAGGAUGUAAAAAAUGCCAGAAUGGCCAGUUCUGGUGUUUUAUUUUUAAAAAGUGUAAAUUUACAACACAGUGUGCAGAGCCUCACUGACUUUACAGAUGCGGAAUGGACAGUACAACAGUGAGAGGUUGUCAUGACUUGUCAGCGCCCAAGCAAAUGUGUAUAUACAUCCUUUAUGCACAAAGCAGCAUAGGUCAUUUUACCCAGAACCUCCCAUCACACCUGGCUGGUGAGGCCAUAGGUAGCAGUUAUCCAAGGCUUACAGAUAGCUCCCCUCUCUGGGCCGAGAGCCCAGCAUUCCAGGGUCCACAGAUAAGCAUAGCAUUAAAGCAAGCCAAUUUGCAUAUAUCAGAGGAAGUGAAUAUAAACAUACAUCAGCUCAUUAUUGCAAAAACGACCAAUUAAUUGUAGCGUUAUCUCGACUACCAAGAUGGUGUUUGCAGAGCUUCUGGAACAUCUCGCCUUUGGUUCAACACAGUGGUGUAGCAAAAGUGUUUUUAAAAAUUCCUGGGAAACAAAAUCACUUCACGACUGCUUACAUCCUUUUUCAUGCAGUUUAAGAAGUAUAGUGGAAUACAGAAAUUUAGAACAGACCUCCUCAAUUUAUGCUACAUCAAGCCAACAGAGACAUCCCAGGGACUUGAUUACAAUGCGGUCAUAAGAAGGCUGCAAAACAUAAGUUUUUUGAGCUCCUGAUGGGCUCCUAUCCAUUCAUGACUGAUGUGUUGGUUCUGUGGGUCAGAAUGGACCUCUUGCGAACUUUAUGCAUCCCAAUAAUGCACCUCCCAAUAGUGGUGAAAAAUGAAUUGGUGUAUAAUUUCAGGUGAGCCAUGCUCCUACCAGCUGCAGAGACUACAACUGCUUAUCACAUUCUAUUUAUUUUUUGUAUUUCUUACAAUUAUAUCCUACUUUUGCUCCAAGGAGCUUAGGCAGGCCUGCAUGUUUCUUUCUCUCUCUCUCUCUCUCUCUCUCUCUCACACACACACACACACACACACACAUGACCAUGCACCAUUUUAUUCACACAACCCUUUGAAGUAGGUUAGGAUGAGUGAGCGUGAUUGACUGAAGCUUCAUGGCUUAGUGAGGGACUUGAACCUGGGUCUCCCUACUCCUUGUCCAUCAGUAAUCACGUUAGCUCUCAUUGGGACUCUUAUGUUCCAGGAUCUGUGUUGUAUUUGACUGCUAAGAUAAGUCAUUUUCUUCUGGUUGAUUCAUUCUGUGGUCUCGUUUCAGAUGUCGGCAGUGUGCCAGCAUGUGCGCUGUGUGCCACCACGUAGUGAAGGGUCUGUUCGUGUGGUGCCAGGGCUGCAGUCAUGGUGGCCACCUGCAGCACAUCAUGAAAUGGCUGGAGACCAGUUCCCAUUGCCCUGCAGGCUGUGGUCACCUUUGUGAAUACACCUGA